This is a messenger RNA of Labrus bergylta (ballan wrasse), 5896 nucleotides long. Its product is annotated as leucine-rich repeat-containing protein 26. Lineage: Eukaryota; Metazoa; Chordata; Actinopteri; Labriformes; Labridae. Gene Ontology annotation, cellular component: extracellular matrix. The record is from RefSeq and is a predicted model, not a curated record. Gene Ontology annotation, molecular function: protein binding.
GGAGAGGUGUGUUCACGCGGGACACUUGAUGGGAUGCAGAGAGGAGAGAAAGACGCUGCUGCUGAUGUUUGGAUCCUCAGCAGGUCUGAAGAGCUUUCUAGUAGACACACAGGGCUGUAGCUGACAUGAAACACAGAGCCAAACACUGAACUCCUGAUCCCUACUGACCUGUUACCAUGCCAACUCUCACAAUCCUCACAGCAACCUGAGUCCUUUGAGAAGUUGUUAGGUUUACGAGCACAUUAACAUCUGUGAGGGAUACGCUCAGUUAGCAGAGAUGGUUAGCCAGUGGGUCCCCCUUCUGAUUUCCAUGUUGCUGUUGAGGAUGGGACUUGUGGGUGGAUGUGUGUGUCCAGCAGCCACCAUUUUGUCCCAGUUUCCCUCUGAGGUUCCCGCUGACGUCUGUUGCUUGAACUUCUCUGGCUCCACUUUCAGCCACGUGCACUGGACUGUGUUUACAAAUGAUACAAACAUACAGACACUGGAUCUCUCCUCCUGUAAUAUCAGUUCUGUUAAUACUACUGGCAGGGAUACCUCAUCUUUGCAGAAGGUAUACUUAGGUCAUAAUAAACUAAAAGACUUACCAAGGGAGUUUCUUGCCAAUCAGCCAUACCUGACGAAGCUGGAUCUGAGUGGGAACUUGAUUCGGCAGCUUCCUGAAGGUUUUCUCCAGAACUCAGAGAAUCUCCAGAAGCUGUAUCUGCAAGGAAACCAGCUCCACCACCUCCCAGGCUCCAUGCUGCAGAAGCCCAGCCUGCAGACACUUGUUCUGGAUGGGAACCCCUGGGACUGCUCCUGCCUGUUACUCGAAGGCUUGGAGGAAGGCAGGAAGGUUAACAGGACCACUAAGUUUGAAGAUCUAGUGGGGAACUUGACCUGCGUGUCUCCGAGACAUCUUGCUGGCAUGACUGUCUUGUCUGUAAAACUAGCUGACGUGUGCCGGCCAGCUGGUCUCACCGCGCUCUUCAUCGUGCUCCCUCUUCUCAUCCUCUCCGCUCUGAUUCUUUGCUGGUGCUGUGGGAGGAAGAGGAAGAAAAAAGCGACACCUAUAAGCAACUCCAAAAAGAGAGCUUCCAGUUCAAGUAGCAAUGGCCAAAAGCAUCACAAAAAGCAACAACCUGUGGUUACAGUGCAGAGUAAAGAUGGACUCUGCAGAAAUGAGGGGAUCCUGAAGAACCAGCUGCUGCUACGCCCGGCAUCCACCCUCUUGGGAAGCACCAGGGACAUUUACGAAGAGGUGGUGAUUAAACUAGGCUCAGUGGAGUCUCUUCACAAAGAACGCUCAUGUUGUUCCUCCACAGAGGGGAAGCAGGGUCCACAGGAGCCUGAUGGGGUCAGUAAGACAGAGCUGGACACAGUCAGUGUGACGGAGGUGAUGAAAGACUCAGCAGACAGAGAGAAGGCUUACAUGACUCAGUCAACUGAAUACUACAGCCUGGUGCCGGGCAUUGAACUGGAGGACUCGGAUCACGGGGAGUAUGAGAACGUCAGUCUCUCAUGACACCAUCUUAAGGGAAUUCGUUUUUUUGUUUUGUUUUUUGGAUGAGAAUUAGAUAAGAACAUAUGGACCAAUUUUGUUCGUUUGAAUCCACCACAAGGGGAUGAACAGGUUUUACAUGAACACAACCAUUUUUCUGACGGAGUCAGUUGUUAUUUGUUAAUAAGUAGUAAAAGACUUUGUAUUUUCAUCCAUGCAUUUCUCACUGGCCUGAGCGAGGCCUGAAUAUUUAAAGCUUGUGAGAUAACUGCUAACUGUAACACUUGUCAGUGACAACAGUUGUCUAACCUUUUUUUAAAUGUCUUGUUUACUUCCGCCUGACAUUUUGAGUCAUUCACCAUCUGUCGAUUCAUUUCACUCAUCAAAAAGGGGGGGCAUUCAGCUGAGCUACAUAGCUUACUCCUAAGGUAGCAUCAGGCUAACUCAGCAGGUGGGACAUCAUGUGUUUGAAAUGAAUUUGUAAAAUCAAGUCUUGUCUCAUAAACUGCCUGUAAACCAUCUCUUGGAGCCUAUUCUGACAGUAGAGAUAAAGAAGUUGAACAAGCUAAUUAGCUAGGAUGUUGUCCUCUAUUGAACUCCCUUUUCCUUAUAGGUUAGCACCGCAGCAGCAGCUAGCUAAAUCACAUUGGCCUUUUACUGUAUAAGGCAGGUAUUCAACUUUGAAUAUGACCAGACUUGCACAUUAUCCCUGCACUAACCCUUAUGCUAGGAUAAGUUUACUAUCUCUUGGCUCCAACUUUAUCCUUAACUCACAAAAGCGGUGUACUUAUCUUGUUAUCUUAUUCUCAGUAAGAACCUUAAAAGCAUGUUUCCCCAAAUAUCAAAUGAUUCCCUUAAAUGGACCAAAGGGAGACACUGUGUGUUUAAGUGUGUGUGUUAGUGGUGUGUUUGUGUGUAUGUGUUAUCUACUGAUACAAGGAUAGCAUGGUCCAACCACUGUAGUAUCACAAUGUAAGAGGAAGUGAUUUAAUACGGAGCUUUUCCUGUGGGACCUGAGGAACGCAGUGACGGCUUGAAAGGGAGGCACUUCUUUUUCUCUCUCUGGAAAAGCUAUUUUAAAGACAAAUGCAAAAAGGGCAUUUUUUUCUAUUUAUGCUGCACUCAGUGCAAAUGUACUCUCAACAAUGUUUUCACGUCCAUAACCAUGAACCACACAUUUUAAUGACUACCUGUUUUAGGUCAAGCAAGCUUUUGUAUCUGCUCGUUUACCUCACCCAAGUGCAAUUGUUAAAUGCAUUCCAGUUUGACGUGUUACUUAUUAUGCUAAAAACAGGAUGCUCUGGAUCAAACUCACCUUAUGCUGCACAUCCAGAAAUGUAAGUGCUGAAACAAUGACUAAUCCCAUUGCCAUGCUUGUUGUUAAUUCAACAUGAAAUGUGGAUAGUAAAACCAAGAUGAGAAGUAUCAAAUGAUGUCAUUGUUAAACAAGGGUUAAGGACAUAUGCUUGUUAGUGCACUACAUCACAUGCUUAAUUGUGCAUAGGUUUGAAAAUACCAGCGUGGUCAGACUAAUGCUGGUGAAUGCAGAUGUCAGAUAAAGAAAAUCUCUGCUUGUUCAGCAGACAGAAAGGACAAUGCACUAAAGGCCAUAGAGGAGAUGCAAGUUGUAGACACUUGAUCAUUAUCUAAGACAAUGAAAAGAGACUUAACAUCUCCCUCUUGCUGGCUCUGAAUGUUAAGUUGUUUGUGUUCAGUGAGAGAGGGUGCAGCUUUGAGGGUGGGGACCUUCCUGUGAGUUUAAAUAACUGAGGUGUUGUUUCCAGACAAGAGUUUCACAUACUUUCCAUCAAAGCUUUAUUCAUUUAUCUUGUAAAGUUCACUACUUUCCAAAUGCAAAAAAAAAAACCCUGAGGCCACAAUACAAACAAAAAAAACCCUGAGGCCACAAACAAAUACAACAAGUUGUAUUUUGUACAACUCCUGCACUCACAUUGUAUUAUUAAAAGCAUGUUUGCUUCAUUUGUGUAUCUCUAGCUACAUUAUAUAGGCUCUGAUGUUUAAUUGUUGUUGUUACAACUGAGAUUCCCUGUUUUGCUCACCACAUGAGCAGUUUACAAUGAAAACAGUAACAUUUAUAUUUUUUAUAUGGCAAAGAAGAGGCAACUAAAGCAAGCUUCUUGUUUCUACUCAGUCACAUAUGCUUAAAUUACUGGCAGAUUUCAUGAGCUGUGCAGGCUAAGUUAGCUGAAAACACUUUCUCAGGCUGGCUUUUCAACAUUGAAAAAUAUAUUUUUUAAUUAAGAUGAAUUGUUAGCUAGCUAUAACAUACAGCUAAAAAAGUAUGCUAUGUUAUGUUAGCUUAUACGUACAUUAGGCCUACAUGUUGAUAUCUAUAGUGUAGCCUAUAUUUUACUUAAACCAAUACAGAGGCUUUUAUUAGUAGCCUAAUGUUUUCCAGAAACAUAAGCCAUAAGAACUGCUAACAAGCUUAGCUGUAACCCCACACACUAAUGUAUGAAGUUGUCGAUACACUUUUGAGGGAGAAAUUCUACUCUAGCUGUUUAAGCUAGUUAGCAGAAAAUGCUAAUGCCAGAAGAACGCCUUUAAAGCAGUUUUACUUUUGUUUGUGUUUUUGGUUUAAAAAAGGCCAAAGAAAAAAGAAACCAUCCUACAAAAUCUUUAGAUACAAAAUAUUUCUCCUUCUUUAGCAUCAAAUACAUUUGGAAAAAAAAUACUUGACUCCAAAAUGGGUUGAGCUAAGGCUUUUUAAGCGGGCAUAAUACAUUCUUCCUCUUUACUUCAACAUUAAUUUUACAUUGAUUAAAAGUUGAUAUAUAGUAUGAAAACGGCUGUGAAACAAAUUUUAGAAAUUAGGAACUAUUCAAAUUUAAAAAGUUGUAACUGGUUGUGUCAAUGGUUAAAAAUAGAAUAAUCAUCCAAUGAGUUUUAUACAUUUCAGACCAAAAGUUCAGACUACUGCUGUAACAUAGUAGGGUGAAUUAGCCAAAUGUGGGACACUGCCUAAUGUGGGACACCUAAGCUCAGGUGGGUGUAGGUCUUCCUACAACAAAUGAAAGUCAAUAAAACUAAGGGUUAACACAAGUUGUGAUAUCAUGUGAUCAAAAUAACAUGACUUCUCAAAUGUCCAAUCAGAGAUUAGAAUGAUACAAGCUUCAAAUAUGAAGUACACAGCAUAAAGACCACCCAAAGGUCAGGGACAUACUGUUUAGACAAACUUAAUGUUAAGGAUAUACAUUUCUUAUAAAUAAAACAAUCCUACUUUUUAUUAUCUGGAUGUUUUUAUGAUAUGCUUGUUCAUCAAAAAAUAUUAUAUUUUGUUUUAAAUAAAUUCUAUAAUUGUUAUUUUCAAUUAAAAUUCCCUUUGUCCCACUUUAGGAAACAUGUUUCCUAAAGUGGGACAGUAUGACUUGCCUAAUGUGGGACAGUUUUUUGCAUUCAAAUAUGCUUAUUAUGAUUGUAUGCGUUUCCUGUUUAGUGGAGCUAUUUGUUGACUUAUUGGUCGUUUUUCCCUGCUGAAUGACAUAUUUUUAAGAAACCUUAGUACAUCUCUGGUGAAGAUAUGAUUAAAUUGGUUAUGUUGCAUAUUUCUAUGUGGAAAAACCCAGUUUUGAAGACUUGUCGAUCAAUUAAUCAACUAGUCAACAAAAUAGUAUUGGUGUUAGUUGGCUAAGAAUUUAUUUUAUUCAGGACAAACGUAUGGAAUAGAAAAUAUUUUAACAUUUUAACAUAGUAACAUUGCAAUUCUUUAAAUAAAUUAAUGCAUAAAAUGUUCAUUACAUUCUGCUUUCUCUGUAUGUCAGAUAUGGUGAUAUAAUAGCCUAUUGUCUUUCUACUAAAUGCAUCAAAACUAUUAUUGUCCUUUUUUAGUGUUUUGUAACACCAAUAUCAUUGUAAGUGGUAAAAUUACAGAACACUGGAUUGCACAUUUUAGACUUGAGUGUGACAGACUUGAGAGGUUUUCAUACUUGAAAUAAGGUGAUUUAGGCCUUUUAACAUAGACUUUUCAGUGUCCCACAUUUAGAACAGCACUGUCCCACAUUAGGAAAUGCAGAUUGUCCGAGACAAUUUGGCACGACACACAAAGACUACUGAUGUGUAUACUAUUUCUUUAAUGAGUGUGCUAACUGGAUUUUCUCUUUGGGUUUGAUUAGGGGACAUCCAGGGGAUUUCAGAGUGGUACUGGGUGUGGAUUUAAUGUAUAGCUUCAUGUUGCAAUACAUCCUAGAAGUCUUAAAUGCAAAAAUUGUCCAACAUUAGGCGAAUUCACCCUAGGUAUUAGCAUAAAUAUUACUUCUUUGUGAAACAAAAUGGGUAUAAAGUGUUGUACCUCUCAAAGCACUGAUUUCAACAUGUUUAUACAGACAGGUGCACUAUUCAAUUGUUUUUUAUACAAAAAUAUGAUAAUUGUUGAACAACAAUAAAUGCGUUUGAUUGAUA